Molecule: messenger RNA, 3503 nt
Organism: Salmo salar (Atlantic salmon)
Lineage: Eukaryota; Metazoa; Chordata; Actinopteri; Salmoniformes; Salmonidae
Product: 2',3'-cyclic-nucleotide 3'-phosphodiesterase
Biological process (GO): cyclic nucleotide catabolic process
Cellular component (GO): cytoplasm; membrane
Molecular function (GO): 2',3'-cyclic-nucleotide 3'-phosphodiesterase activity
Source: RefSeq, a predicted model, not a curated record
CAGUCGCACUCAAAACAUUAUUCUCAUCUGACCGCCUUUUCCUGAAUAUUCACUUCCUAGAAAUAUUGGCCAUUGAGCUGUUUCGAAUGUCGUUUGUUUCUUGGGCAACUUUUCUAGACUGUAACGGGAUGACCAUGAUUUUUUUUGUCAUCUAAUUUCACGACUCAAUAGGCCAUUGUGCUACUGACCGUCUGCUACUCAAAAAUUAUAAUUUCUACGUACUUCUCUUGGUGUUACUUGCGAUUUUUAUUCAAGUGCGUUUUAAAGAGGAUAUACGAGCCCUUGUCCACACAAAAGGUCCAUUGAGGAACCCAGAUAUGGAUGCUGAGCAGAACCAGGUGUUGGACACCGCGUCAGAGACUGGAGAGCAACAGGAGACUGGAUCAGGAGACUGCCCCCAGUCACAACUCGACUCUCCAAUAGAGCCUGCAGAAUCACCAGUGACUAGGCAAGAAAUGGAGCAUUUGCAAGAUGUGGUGACAGAAUCAGGAAGGUCAGAAGAAAUGCAAGAGACGGCGCCUAAAGCAGAAAAAUCACCAAAGAAAUUGGUUGUAUCUCCUGAGAAGGUUCCAGAGACCUCUACAGAAGUUGUGACUAAAGCAGCGACGUACCCAGGAAAACAACCAGAACUAGAGAGCUCAACAGAGGUCUCUGAGCCAGCUACAGCAAUGUACGUAGAACGUGAAAACAUCCAGACCGCAGAGCCCAAAAAGCAGCCAAUGCCAGAGAAAACACCAGAGCCUCUAGCAGAGAAUAACAUUGAAACUGCGCCAGAGAAAAUGGCAGAACCCGUCCCAGAGGCUGUUAAACUGUCUGAGCAGGCAGCACCCAAGCCUGUCACACAGCCAGAAUCUGAGGAUGUGAAACUGCUCGAACCAGAAGAGAAAGAGCCUGAGCAAUCUGAGAAGCAGGCAGAAUCUUGUAUUGUGUUGGAGGUGGCGCCAGAGAUGCCAGCGAAGCCUGAAACUGUAAAGGAAGUGGAGGCAGACAAACAGACCGAAGCUGAAAUUGUACCGGAACCAGAGCCAAAGAAACCAGUAGCAGCUGAGACUGUGAAGAAAGUGGAAGCAGAGAAACCAGUAGCAGCUGAGACUGUGAAGAAAGUGGAAGCAGAGAAACCAGUAGCAGCUGAGACUGUGAAGAACGAGAAACUGGUAGAAGCUGAAAUGGUAAAAGAAGUAGAGUCAGAGAAACAGGCAGGUGGUGAUGCAGUGGAGCGGCAGAAGGCAGAAGUUGAUGUGCAGGUCCCUGCUCCUGGCACUCUGUCUUUCGCUUUCCUGGAGCAUGAGCAGACCAAAGCCACCCUUCGCACCUCUCGCACUCUAAUCAUCCUCAGAGGUCUCCCUGGCAGCGGCAAGAGCCUCUUGGCACGUGCCAUUGCAGAUAGCUACCAGGGUCUCUGCACUGUCUGCUGUGCUGAUGACCAUGGUGUGAAACCGGAGAGUCCAGAAGCAUCGGCAGAUGGGUACAAGGCUUUUGACGAUGCUGUGGUAGCCUGCUGCAGUGUAGGAACAUCUGCUCAAGUGAUAGUGGUGGAUGACACCAACCAUACCCAUGAUCGGCUGGCCCGUCUGGGGGAGGUGGCAGAGCAGCACCGGCUGGUGGCCAUGUUUCUGGAGCCCCGCACUGAGUGGAGCAGAGACUUGCCACAGUUGGCCAAGAGAACUCUGCGGGGGCUAGAGGAAGCCCAGAUCCAGGCCAUGAAAGUUCCUCUUGAGGAGACGUCCCUGCCCCUUUUCUUUGGCUGGUUCCUUCUCCCUGGCAUCCAGGACAAGGUCAGGUGCACGUCCAUGGAUUUCCUGAAGACGCUGGACACGCUUGAGGCCUUCAAGAAGCACUUGCCUGACUUCACUGUUGAGGCUGAGAAAGAGGUGGACCUGGAGCAGUAUUUCCAAGCCAAUGGCGCUCUUCAUUGCACUACCAAAUUCUGUGACUAUGGCAAGGCUGAGGGAGCCAAGGAAUAUGCAGACAAAUCAGCUGUUAAAGAGUUGUAUGGCUCUGCGUUCGAGCUGUCUCUCAGUGCACUCUUCGUCACACCUCGCACUGUUGGGGCCCGGGUUUCACUCUCUGAGGAUCAGUUAACCCUGUGGCCUGCCGACGCUGAGAAGGAGGCAGUCCCUCUAGUCCCGGCUGCCGCCACACUGCCCGCUGGCAGCCGUGCCCACAUCACCCUGGGCUGUGCGGAGGGCGUUGAGGCAAAGCAGACGGGCUUCGACCUGCUGGAGAUCCUAGCGCUGCAGCAAGAGGGUCAGGAGGGGGAGCUGGUGGAGGAGAUGGAGCUCGGCUCCCUGGCCUACUACGGCAAGGGGAGGUGGCUGCUCAGUCUGAGGGAGCCCGUCUCCGCCCAGGCCUGCUUCUCCAGCCUCUACGGGCCCAAGAAGGCCGACGCGACCAAGAAAGACGGGGACAAGAAGAAGAAGCAAAAGUGCACCAUACUGUAAAGGAGAGGGGGAAGGUGGUGGUAGUGGAUGGCUCGGGAUGAGUGGCGUACUAGUGUUCUGAUUUGUCUGUGGGGAGGUUUGUGUGUUUGUGCUACUGUUGGGGUUUGGGAGGCGUCGUUGAUAUCCACCCCAAAUCCACAAGCUGUGUGCCUUUCUCUAUUGCUUUGCUGCACAACCCAAGAGGCCUUUAAACCACAGUUUAGGUCAAGCUUAGCAUCUUGUUCAGUGUCUUGUCAUGAGUUUUAGUGCCAUAGUUGCAAUUGGAUAGGAUUUCUGUAGACAAGGCCUGAUUUCAUGGCUCAGAUGUAGUACUGCUUCACCUAGUACCGCUUCUCCCCGUUUGUGACCACUAUUUUUUCCCUACUCAAUUAAUGUCUAACACUAUAUACAACCCCUUCCACAUAUGUCAAUGUUAAGCAUUUAGAUGUGUUUUCAUGUUUGGUGUGAGUGGCUCAAGUAGUAUUUUCAUUGCAUGCCAGGUUUAGCAGAUGUAGCUCUAGUCAUGAUUAGCUUGUUUGCAAAAGAAGUUGCACAUCUCUUUCAGUAAUUUCUCGUGACACUGGUAAUUUCCUGUGAUUAGUCAGUCAGCCCUGUCAUGUGUUUGUGCAUUUGUGUGUGUGUUUGGUACGACGGAAAGAGCUGGGUAAUUUCAUAAGUAGCUCAUGGGCCAAAAAGGGUGUCUGUGUGCUUGAUCUGAUGAACUGUGAAUGUCAUUCAUAGAGGCCAUUCCUAAUUAACUCUUUUUGCACGAUGCAGCAGAAAUCAAAGGGAGAGUGCUGAUGAAUGUGCAGUUUGUUUCAUUAGCUGGCACUUGGUACUUAUCAAAUGCUGUGAAACCAAGGCCACAAUUUGCAAUAUUCUGUAGUAUAGGAGACUGCAGUCUGGGAUCAUCCCUCUUUCUGUUAACCAGUUUUUGCAUGUCAACUUGUAUGUAUCCACUGUCUGUUCAUGACUGAUGUGUAGGUCUCUUAGGGCAAAGCCAUGCUUGUGUAGUUCUUCCAAUGAGUCACUAUUUUUGCACAUGUUUUGUACACUUAUUAAAGGAAUUUGUUUUGCGCCAAA